AUGGUUGAGCCGGUGGGAUUCAUCGAGGCGUGGAAGGCUCAAUUCCCAGAAUCUGAGCCCCCCAAGAUGGAGCUGAGGUCUGUGGGAGGUAUUGAGCACGAGCUGGAGAGAUGCAAAGCCUCCAUCCGGAGACUCGAGCAGGAAGUGAACAAGGAGCGCUUCCGCAUGAUCUACCUGCAGACCCUCCUGGCCAAGGAGAGGAAGAGCUAUGACAAGCAGCGCUGGGGCUUCAGGAAGACUCCUCUCAAUGAGGGGGUGGACCCUGGCUCCUCUCAGGGGGCAGAGUCUCAGCAGCCACACAUGCAGGAGACAGGUGGGGUGGGGUAUGGCGCUGCUCCGAUUUUGGACAGAAGCCGCUACCCGGCUCAUGGUGAUGGAACAGGCAGAUCAAAACCUAGACCACCGCCGGCAAGGAAAUCAGCCUCCCACGGAGAUGGGCUGGAGUCUGCAUUCGAAGCACCCCAGCAGGCUGAGUCGACAUCCUGCGACAAUCUGGAUGGCCUUUCUCCCUCAAAGCAGAGAGGGGGUGUUUCUGCGUCACCCCGAAGGCCGGUGCUCCCACCCCCGGACAAGGAGCUGCCCUGUGACCCUAAAGAUAAGCUCGGGAUGGGUCUUGGUGUGGCCGCUCUGAGGUCGAACUUUGAGCGAAUCAAGCGGGCCAACUCUCACUCUGUAGGUGAUAAAGGUCAAGAGAAGCAGCCACCUUUGCCGCCACUGCCGCCGCCACCUUUCUACACAAACAUGGAGUUCCAUCACGACAGGGGGUUGGUUCGCGUCAAUGACCGUGAAGUCUCUGACAAGAUCAGCUCCCUGGGAAGCCAGGCCAUGCAGAUGGAGCGCAAGCGAUCCUUGCACUCGCUUCCUGGUAACCUGGCAACUGUGGCGGGGGAGCUCCGCGCCAGACCAGUGUAUAGGGGCCGCUCCACAGAGAGCACCUGUGGUUACGAUGCUGAAUAUGAAGAUGGGGAACCCAAUCAAAGACAUCAGCGAUCCAAUGGUGGGAAACCUCCACCUCCACCUUGGCAACCUUCUGAUUUCCAGGCCUACUCCAGUGUCUAUGUCGGUGGAGUGAUGAUGGGUGAAGGCGGUGGCGGCGGCGAUGCGCGAGGAGGUAUCCAAAUGAGAGACCAUGGAGGAGGUGAUGACCACCUCCUCACGUGGCCCCGCCGCUCUUAUUCUCCAGGGAGCUUUGAGGACGUCGGCGGUGGUGGCGGCUACACACCGGACUGCAGCUCCAAUGAGAACCUGACAUCCAGCGAGGAGGACUUCUCGUCGGGCCAGUCCAGCCAUGUCUCGCCCAGCCCCACCACGGCCUUUCGACGGCCCUUCCGUGAGAAGAGCCGCUCGCCGUCGCAGAAUUCCCAGAACUCUCAGCAUUCGUUCGACAGCAGCAGUCCCCCAACACCGCAGUCGCAGAAGCGCCACCAUCGGCAACAAGGCGGCCACGUGGUCAUGUCAGAGGCCACUAUUGUCAGUGUUCGCAAGACUGGACAAAUCUGGCCACCUGCUGUUCAUCACGGGAGAGCAUCGCAUGAUAACAGUUUCCAUGGAGACCACCUCGAUGGGCAUUACACUGGGACUCCUCCAUCUUAUGGGUAUGACGCCGAUCGGGCGGAGGAGCAGCGGAGACACCACGACAUCUUGCCGUAUAUCGACGACUCGCCUUCUUCCUCGCCUCAUUUGAGCUCCAAGAGCCGAAGCAGCCGGGACACCCUCUCCUCUGGAUCGUUGGAGUCCUCCAAGUCGACGGAAUGUGACCUGGAGAAAGGUUUGGAAAUGAGGAAGUGGGUCCUGUCUGGGAUUUUGGCCAGCGAAGAAACAUACCUCAGUCACCUGGAGGCAUUGCUACUGCCAAUGAAGCCUUUGAAAGCGGCGGCCACAACGUCGCAGCCUGUGCUUUCCAUAUCCCAGAUCGAAACUAUCUUCUUCAAAGUGCCUGAGCUCUACGAGAUCCACAAGGAGUUCUACGAUGGACUCCUGCCUCGCGUCCAGCAGUGGAGCCACCACCAGAGAGUUGGGGAUCUCUUCCAAAAACUGGCCAGCCAGUUAGGAGUUUACAGAGCAUUUGUGGACAACUACGAGCUGGCAGUGGAGACAGCUGAGAAGUGCUGUCAAGCCAACACACAGUUUGCUGAGAUCUCGGAGAAUUUAAAGGUAAGAAGCCCCAAAGACUGCAAGGAGUUGACAGCAAAGAACUCUCUCGAGGCUUUGCUUUACAAGCCAGUGGACAGAGUGACACGCAGCACACUUGUGCUUCAUGACUUGCUCAAACACACUCCCACAAGUCACCCGGACCACCCGCUUCUUCAGGACGCUCUGCGAAUCUCCCAGAAUUUCCUGUCCAGCAUCAACGAGGAGUCCACGCCUCGACGGCAGCUUAUGACUGUCAAGAAGGGAGAGAAUCGCCAGCUGCUGAAGGAUAGCUUCAUGGUAGAACUGGUGGAGGGAGCCAGGAAACUGCGACACGUCUUCCUCUUCACUGACCUGCUGCUAUGCGCCAAACUGAAAAAACAAAUUGCAGGGAAAAACCAACAGUAUGACAGCAAGUGGUACAUCCCAUUAAGUGAGCUGACUUUCCAGGGCCCAGAAGAGACCGAACCGCUCACUAUCCCACAGGUGCCAGAUGAAGAGCUAGAUGCAAUGAAGGUGAAAAUCUCACACCUGCGAAGUGAGAUCCAAAGAGAAAAGAGAGCCAACAAAGGCUCGAAGGUCAUCGACCGCCUCAGGAAGAAGCUGUCCGAACAAGAGUCGCUACUUCUCUUAACAUCUCCCAGCAUGCACCUAAGAGUCUACAACAAGAGUGGCAAGAGCUACAGUAUCCUCAUUUCAUCUGACUAUGAGCGUGCCGAGUGGAAGGAACUCAUCAAAGAGCAGCAGAAGAAAUGUUUCAAAGCCGCUUCUUUAACUUCCAUGGAGCUCCAAAUGUUGACCAAUGCAUGUGUCAAGCUCCAAACGGUCCAUCACAUCCCACUUAGUAUCAAUAAAGAAGAGGAUGAAGCCCCGGGUCUCUGCGGGUUCCUGAAUGUAAUCGUCCACUCUGCCUCCGGCCUCAAACAGAGCUUGAAUCUCUAUUGCACAUUGGAGGUGGACUCUUUCGGCUUCUUUUCAAAUAAAGCCAAGACGAGAGUAUAUCGAUAUACUACUGAACCCAAAUGGAACGAGGAGUUUGAAAUCGAGCUGGAGGGCUCGCAGACCCUGCGGCUGCUCUGCUACGAGAAGUGCUACAAUAAGAGCAAGCAGAACAAAGAGGACGGCGAGAGCAUGGACCACAUCAUGGGGAAAGGACAGAUCCCGCUGGACCCUCAGAUUCUCCAAGGAAAAGACUGGCAAAGGACUGUCAUUCCGAUGAAUGGGAUUGAGGUCAAACUGUCCAUGAAGUUCACCAGCCGUGAGUUUAGCCUGAAGAGAAUGCCCUCACGGAAACCCAUGGGUGUGUUUGGAGUCAAGAUAUCUACCGUGACAAAAAGAGAGCGUUCCAAGGUGCCCUACAUAGUCCGGCAGUGCCUGGAGGAGAUCGAAAGGAGGGGAAUGGAGGAGGUGGGCAUCUAUCGAGUAUCAGGAGUGGCCACCGACAUUCAGGCCCUCAAGACGGCCUUUGACACCAAUCACAAAGACGUCUCGGUGAUGAUGAGUGAAAUGGACGUCAACGCAAUCGCAGGGACUUUAAAGCUGUACUUUCGAGAGCUGCCGGAGCCAUUAUUCACCGAUGAGCUCUACCCCAAUUUUGCAGGCGGAAUCACUCUAUCGGAUAGUGUCGCCAAGGAGAGUUGCAUGUUAAACUUACUGCUCUCAUUGCCGGAACCUAACCUAGUUACCUUCCUUUUCCUAUUGGACCACUUGAAGAGGGUGGCAGAGAAGGAGAGCGUCAACAAGAUGUCCCUCCAUAACCUGGCCACCGUUUUUGGGCCGACUCUGUUAAGGCCUGCCGAAAAGGACAGUAAGAUCCCGACGAACCCCACCCAACCCAUCAGCAUGGGGGACAGUUGGUCCCUGGAGGUUAUGGCACAGGUCCAGGUGUUGCUGUAUUUCCUCCAACUGGAGACGAUUCCUACUCCAGACAGUAAACGACAGAGCAUCCUCUUUUCCACGGAGGUAUAG
Molecule: messenger RNA, 4098 nt
Organism: Nerophis lumbriciformis (worm pipefish)
Lineage: Eukaryota; Metazoa; Chordata; Actinopteri; Syngnathiformes; Syngnathidae
Source: RefSeq, a predicted model, not a curated record